Chrysoperla carnea is the source of this 1624-nucleotide messenger RNA. It is a transcript of the gene Mt2, whose product is annotated as tRNA (cytosine(38)-C(5))-methyltransferase. Lineage: Eukaryota; Metazoa; Arthropoda; Insecta; Neuroptera; Chrysopidae. The coding region runs from base 80 to 1087 and encodes 335 amino acids. The record is from RefSeq and is a predicted model, not a curated record. Gene Ontology annotation, molecular function: methyltransferase activity. The transcript has 3 exons.
CGUACAUCAACAUUACGUCAAUGUGGGUUUUUUUGUCACGGAAGAAUAAAUUAAUUUAUUUUUAUUUUAUUUAUUUACAAUGAAAGUUUUAGAGUUGUAUAGUGGAAUAGGUGGAAUGCAUUUUGCAUUUGAAGAGUCUGGAAUCGAAGGAUGUAUUUCAAUGGCAGCUGAAAUAAAUCCAAUAGCCAAUGAAGUGUAUAAGUAUAAUUUCCCAGACACCGAUCUAUCUGGUCGCAAUAUUCAAGGCUUAACACCUGAUGUCAUAAAUAAAAUGAAUAUCAACUUAAUCUUAAUGUCUCCACCAUGUCAACCAUUUACAAGAAAUGGAAAUUUUGGCGACGAUGAGGAUCCUAGAUCUGAUUCAUUUAUUCACAUUCUAUCAAUGAUCAAAGAUUUGAAAGAUCUUAAUUAUAUUUUAAUAGAGAAUGUUAAAGGAUUUGAGAAAUCGAAUACUAGGAAUUUUUUAAAGAAAACUUUAGAAGAAGCAAAUUUUACUUACCAAGAAUUUAUACUAUCGCCUUUGCAGUUUGGAAUACCUAAUUCGAGGCAUCGUUAUUAUUGUUUGGCGAAGAAAAAUUCAUUAGAAUCCGACUUUACACCAAACGUUAUAAAAACAAAUUUAAAUAUCGACACAGCAGAGCCAUUUCCAUUAAAGGAUAUAUUAGAAGAAAAUAUUGUUGUAAACGAUUACGAACUUCAAGAAAAACAAUUAUGUAAAUACAUAAAAGUAUUAGACAUAUGUUACAAAGAUUCAAAUCGCUCCUGUUGUUUUACAAAAGCAUAUGGCCGAUAUCUAGAUGGAACAGGAAGCGUUUUCUGUCCAAUUAGUGAAGAGACGGCAAAUAACAUUCUAAAAGAAGCUAAAAAUACAGGUGUGUCCAUUGAAAAUUUGAAAAGAUUACAAUUAAGGUACUUCACUCCAAAGGAAAUUUCAAGAUUAAUGUGUUUCCCAGAAAAAUUUAAUUUUCCACCUUCAAUUACGACAAAACAACGUUACCGAUUACUGGGGAAUAGUAUUAACAUUAAAGUUGUUUCGUUGUUGAUCCGAUUAUUGAUAAAUAAUUCACUUGAAUCGAUUAAAAGUUAAUUUUACGCCAUAGACAUAUUACGUAUUAUAUUAAAUAUACACUGAUUUUAUGGAUAUUCCUUGCAAAUAAGCUGUAAUUGCACUGUGGAUCUUUUGCGAACUACAGUUGAUAACAAUGAAAUUUUGCUAAUGCCGCGAAUACACGAUCCCAGUAUUUCAAACCAUAGCUGAAUAUUAUUGAAAAUUAAAACAUAGCAUUGGAAUAUUGGGCUGGGUUAAAACACUGGCUCCUUGUGUAUCAGAUCCAACGUGUAUCAGUACAAUAUAGUCUUUAUAGGUUUGUUAUAACCAUAUUUGUAGAGAUCGCUAGGUAAUUGUCAAGUGGUCUAGCUAAAUCGUAGCUCUUGCUACACUUUAAGCUCUAGUUACUGCAACAACUACAUUAAGAAUCACAAUCAUUAACGGUUUUAUAAUCGAAUAUUACCAACUACAGCCAAAGAUAAUUGAUAAAAUAAUUACGAUCCACGGUGUAAAUAUCAUCUAAUAUUAAUUAAUCUAGAUGAAGAUAUAUUUUUUAAAUUUUGAAGCGAUCUAUUA